AUGCCUUCGCCUGGUUGUCCUCCGUUGAAAAUCUCAAGUGGCACCAUGCAGCCCUCAGAGACCACGCCUCGGCUGGACGAGAAGGCCGGGGACCGGACGCUCUUCGACAUGGUGAAGGAUGACGAGCGUUGGGCAGUUCUCCUCGAGGACCGAGAGUCCCAAUUCACCGGAGGUGACAAGCUUGAGUACCAAUACCAGGUCUAUCUGGCGGAAGUGGUUCCUGUGAUGAAGAGCAGAAGCUGCAGCUUCAAGGAGGCUGUGAACAUUCUGCAUCCUCCUUCUGGCGAGGACAAUGAGAAGCUACGCAUUGACACCACGAAGGAGGAGCCGAAGGACAAGACCAAUCCCUCAGCUUCCACGGAGCCUCGAGAGCCGGAAAUGGAAGCCAAAGCUCCACCAAAGCUCCUGGAGGAGGCUGCCUCAUCUUCUCCCGAGAAGAAGGUCGAAGCUGCCUCUACCGAGAAGAAGGACCUCGACAAGAACGACGAGAUUCAGGAACCCAAGGCGCGCAACGCGGAGACUUCGCAGAUGGAGCAAAAGUCGGAGUCAUCGGGCCACCGGAGGAAGGAUUCAAAGGCUGCAGGGCGUUCAUCGUCCGAACCACCGACUCCCAAGAAGGAGAAGGCUUGGGCGCGAGAUCGACAGGAGGACACGCAGAACAACCCGAGUCCCAAACGUGACAGACGGCCAAGCACUUCCAUCGCCAUCCAAACUGAAGAGGCCAUCCCACAAGGCUCCCAGACGCAGGAGGUCCCCGCUUCUGAGAAGCCAAAGAAGGUGAAAGUCAAAACUCCUCGCGGCAGCUCCGGCGAGCGCGGCAGCUCCUCUUCGUCUGGUCUCCGUCAGCCACUCCUGGGUCCAAACCCGACAACCCAGACAAAGGGACACAGGCAGAAGGAGAAGAAGGCCAAGCAGGAGGCGGAUAUGGUGGCGAAGUACGAGGACUGCAGUUGCGAAAGAACUAUCAACAGUGCCGGCGUGCGUUGGUUGCUGAUCUGCGCCGCUGUCGUCUUCAUGGGAACCGUCUUGCUACCCAAGCCUUUGCCUGAAGGGAAAUCCGAUCUGCCGCGUGAACGGCCGUCCGCCGUGCCACUUCACCAUUCAGAUGAAGCAGGCAAGAGUUCGCACAGAGUUGCGGUGCCCUCGAAGCCGGACGAGAGAGACGAGACUGAACUGAAGUCUGCCCAGAAAGAGCUCAAAGACGAGCUUACCAAGCUGGACAAUUUGGAGGAGGAGCAGAGGAAGACACAACGUGUGGAGAACCUGGCGCGCCUAUCGCAAAAGGAGAACGAGGAUGAAGCCCGAUCCCAGAAGAAGAAGGAUCACCUACGGCAGGCGGCCUUGGAUGCCGAGGUCCAGGCCAAACUCGCCAUGGAUGAACUUCAGGAGGAUCAAGCCAUCAAGCAUCAGCAGGCCAAGGUGAAGAUGGCGGAGGAGAAGAUUGACGACCUCGAAGCGAGCGCCAAAGGAGAGAACACUGGGCAGAAAUCUCCCUGA
Symbiodinium sp. CCMP2592 is the source of this 1497-nucleotide messenger RNA. Lineage: Eukaryota; Dinophyceae; Suessiales; Symbiodiniaceae. The record is from the annotation of a GenBank genome assembly.